Messenger RNA from Micropterus dolomieu (smallmouth bass), 6641 nucleotides. Its product is annotated as deleted in malignant brain tumors 1 protein. The transcript has 25 exons. Bases 8 to 6355 code for a protein of 2115 amino acids. NCBI's taxonomy places the organism in Eukaryota, Metazoa, Chordata, Actinopteri, Centrarchiformes, Centrarchidae. Gene Ontology annotation, cellular component: membrane. The record is from RefSeq and is a predicted model, not a curated record.
GUCAGCUAUGGGGAGCAUACAGCAGAGAAACCUUUGCUAUUUGGCCCUUGUCUUUUUCCUCCUGACGUCUUCAUCACCAGCUACAGAUGGUCAGAUCAGACUAACUGGGUCCGGGUCUACUCAGUGCUCUGGAAGAGUUGAAAUCUAUCACAACAACACCUGGGGAACAGUCUGUGAUGACAGCUGGGACUUAAAUGAUGCUGAGGUGGUGUGCAGGGAGCUGGACUGUGUUGCAGCACUGAGUGCCCCUCAGUCGGCCCAUUUUGGUCAAGGAACCGGUCAAAUCUGGCUUGAUGAGGUGGGCUGUUCAGGAAGUGAAAGACUAGGUAUUCCGAUCAGACUAGCUGGGUCCGGGUCUACUCGGUGCUCUGGAAGAGUUGAAAUCUAUCACAACAACACCUGGGGAACAGUCUGUGAUGACAGCUGGGGCUCAAAUGAUGCUGAGGUGGUGUGCAGGGAGCUGGUCUGUGGUGGAGCACUGAGUGCCCCUCAGUCGGCUCAUUUUGGUCAAGGAACCGGUCAAAUCUGGCUCGAUGAUGUGGGCUGUUCAGGAAGUGAAAGGUCUCUAACUCAGUGUCAGCACGGAGGAUUUGGGAAACACAACUGUGGACACAGUAAGGAUGCUGGUGUCAUCUGUUCAGGUGUUCCGAUCAGACUAGCUGGGUCCGGGUCUACCCGGUGCUCCGGAAGAGUUGAAAUCUAUCACAACAACACCUGGGGAACAGUCUGUGAUAACAACUGGGGCUCAAAUGAUGCUACAGUGGUGUGCAGGGAGCUGGGCUGUGGUGGAGCACUGAGUGCCACUCAGUCGGCCCGCUUUGGUGAAGGAACCGGUCAAAUCUGGCUUGAUGAGGUGGGCUGUUCAGGAAGUGAAAGGUCUCUGACUCAGUGUCAGCAUGCAGGAUUUGGGACACACAACUGUGGACAUGGUGAGGAUGCUGGAGUGGUCUGUUCAGAUGGUCAGAUCAGACUAGCUGGGUCCAGGUCUACUCGGUGCUCCGGAAGAGUUGAAAUCUAUUACAACAACACCUGGGGAACAGUCUGUGAUGACAGCUGGGGCUCAAAUGAUGCUGAGGUGGUGUGCAGACAGCUGGACUGUGGUGCAGCACUGAGUGCCCCUCAGUCGGCCCAUUUUGGUCAAGGAACCGGUCAAAUCUGGCUUGAUGAUGUGGGCUGUUCAGGAAGUGAAAGGUCUCUAACUGAGUGUCGGCACGGAGGAUUUGGGACACACAACUGUGGACAUGGUGAGGACGCUGGUGUCAUCUGUUCAGGUGUUCCGAUCAGACUAACUGGGUCCGGGUCUACUCGGUGCUCUGGAAGAGUUGAAAUCUAUCACAACAACACCUGGGGAACAGUCUGUGAUGACAGCUGGGACUUAAAUGAUGCUGAGGUGGUGUGCAGGGAGCUGGGCUGUGGUGCAGCACUGAGUGUCACUCAGUCGGCCCGAUUUGGUGAAGGAACCGGUCAAAUCUGGCUUGAUGAGGUGGCCUGUUCAGGAAGUGAAAGGUCUCUGACUCAGUGUCUUAAUGGAAGUUUUGGGACACACAACUGUGGACAUGGUGAGGAUGCUGGAGUGAUUUGUUCAGAGAGCCUCUCAAAGCCCAGCAUCUCCAUGAAUCCUGCUGGUGUGGUUACCUGGGGUCAGAACAUCAGCAUCACUUGUUCGAUCUUAAUUCAGGUUAAUUUAGACGGAACAUUCCUCCUGCAGCAGACCUCAGGCUCAUUCAGAAAGAACCAAACAUCAAGUAUCAACUCUGCUACCUUCAUUAUACCUAAAGUGAACUUUGAUAACGAAGGAUCGUACCAGUGUCAGUAUCAGACAAGUGUUUCAAGACGAGACUUCAGCUCCCCUUUAAGUGACUCUGUCAGACUCUCUGUUACUGGUGUUCCGAUCAGACUAGCUGGGUCCGGGUCUACUCGGUGCUCCGGAAGAGUUGAAAUCUAUUACAACAACGUCUGGGGAACAGUCUGUGAUGACAGCUGGGACUUAAAUGAUGCUGAGGUGGUGUGCAGGGAGCUGGACUGUGGUGCAGCACUGAGUGCCCCUCAGUCGGCCCACUUUGGUCAAGGAACAGGUCAAAUCUGGCUUGAUGAUGUGGGCUGUUCAGGAAGUGAAACGUCUCUGACUCAGUGUCGGCACAGAGGAUUUGGGUCACAUGACUGUAACCAUGGUGAGGAUGCUGGAGUGGUCUGUUCAGGUGUUCUGAUCAGACUAGCUGGGUCUGGCUCAACUCGGUGCUCUGGAAGAGUUGAAAUGUAUUACAACACCACCUGGGGAACAGUCUGUGAUGACAGCUGGGACUUAAAUGAUGCUGAGGUGGUGUGCAGGGAGCUGGGCUGUGGUGGAGCACUGAAUGCCACUGAGUUGACUCAUUUUGGUCAAGGAACCGGUCAAAUCUGGCUUGAUAAUGUGAACUGUUCAGGAAGUGAAAAGUCUCUGACUCAGUGUCAGCAUGGAGGAUUUGGGACACACAACUGUGGACAUGGUGAGGAUGCUGGAGUGAUCUGUUCAGGUGUUCCGAUCAGACUAGCUGGGUCCGGGUCUACUCGGUGCUCCGGAAGAGUUGAAAUCUAUCACAACAAGACCUGGGGAACAGUCUGUGAUGACGACUGGGACUUAAAUGAUGCUGAGGUGGUGUGCAGGGAGCUGGGCUGUGGUGCAGCACUGAGUGCCCCUCAGUCGGCCCGCUUUGGUCAAGGAACAGGUCAAAUCUGGCUUGAUAAUGUGGCCUGUUCAGGAGGUGAAAGGUCUCUGACUCAGUGUCAGCAUGGAGGAUUUGGGAAACACAACUGUGGACAUGGUGAGGAUGCUGGAGUGAUCUGUUCAGAGAGCCUCUCAAAGCCCAGCAUCUCCAUGAAUCUUGCUGGUGAGGUUACCUGGGGUCAGAACAUCAGCAUCACUUGUUCGAUCUUAAUUCAGGCUAAUUUAGACGGAACAUUCCUCCUGGAGCAGACCUCAGGCUCAUUCAGAAAGAACCAAACAUCAAGUAUCAACUCUGCUACCUUCAUUAUACCUAAAGUGAACUUUGAUAACGAAGGAUCGUACCAGUGUCAGUAUCAGACAAGUGUUUCAAGACGAGACUUCAGCUCCCCUUUAAGUGACUCUGUCAGACUCUCUGUUACUGGUGUUCCGAUCAGACUAACUGGGUCCGGGUCUACUCGGUGCUCUGGAAGAGUUGAAAUCUAUCACAACAACACCUGGGGAACAGUCUGUGAUAACAACUGGGACUUAAAUGAUGCUGAGGUGGUGUGCAGGGAGCUGGGCUGUGGUGGAGCACUGAGUGCCACUCAGUCGGCCCGAUUUGGUGAAGGAACUGGUGAAAUCUGGCUUGAUGAGGUGGGCUGUUCAGGAAGUGAAAGGUCUCUGACUCACUGUCAGCAUGGAGAAUUUGGGACACACAACUGUGGACAUGGUGAGGAUGCUGGAGUGGUCUGUUCAGGUGUUCCGAUCAGACUAGCUGGGUCCGGGUCUACUCAGUGCUCUGGAAGAGUUGAAAACUAUCACAACAACACCUGGGGAACAGUCUGUGAUGACAGCUGGGACUUAAAUGAUGCUGAGGUGGUGUGCAGACAGUUGGACUGUGGUGCAGCACUGAGUGCCACUCAGUCGGCCCGCUUUGGUCAAGGAACCGGUCAAAUCUGGCUUGAUGAGGUGGGCUGUUCAGGAAGUGAAAGGUCUCUGACUCAGUGUCAGCAUGGGGGAUUUGGGACACACAACUGUGGACAUGGUGAGGAUGCUGGAGUGGUCUGUUCAGAGAGCCUCUCAAAGCCCAGCAUCUCCAUGAAUCCUGCUGGUGAGGUUACCUGGGGUCAGGACAUCAGCAUCACUUGUUUGAUCUCAAUUCAGGUUAAUUUAGACGGAACAUUCCUCCUGCAGCAGACCUCAGGCUCAUUCAGAAAGAACCAAACAUCAAGUACCAACUCUGCUACCUUCAUUAUACCUAAAGUGAACUUUGAUAACGAAGGAUCGUACCAGUGUCAGUUUCAGAAAAAUGUUUCAAGUCAAGAUAUCAGCUCCCCUUUAAGUGACCCUGUCAGAGUCUCUGUUACUGGUGUUCCAAUCAGACUAACUGGGUCCGGGUCUACUCGGUGCUCUGGAAGAGUUGAAAUCUAUCACAACAACACCUGGGGAACAGUCUGUGAUGACAGCUGGGACUUAAAUGAUGCUGAGGUGGUGUGCAGGGAGCUGGACUGUGGUGCAGCACUGAGUGCCCCUCAGUCGGCCCAUUUUGGUCAAGGAACCAGUCAAAUCUGGCUUGAUGAGGUGGGCUGUUCAGGAAGUGAAAGGUCUCUGACUCAGUGUCGGCACAGAGGAUUUGCGAAACACAACUGUGGACAUGGUGAGGAUGCUGGAGUGGUCUGUUCAGAUGGUCAGAUCAGACUAGCUGGGUCCGGGUCUACUCAGUGCUCUGGAAGAGUUGAAAUUUAUUACAACAACGCCUGGGGAACAGUCUGUGAUGACAGCUGGGAUUUAAAUGAUGCUGAGGUGGUGUGCAGGGAGCUGGACUGUGGUGCAGCACUGAGUGCCCCUCAGUCGGCCCAUUUUGGUCAAGGAACCGGUCAAAUCUGGCUUGAUGAGGUGGGCUGUUCAGGAAGUGAAAGGUCUCUGACUCAGUGUCGGCACAGAGGAUUUGCGAAACACAACUGUGGACAUGGUGAGGAUGCUGGAGUGGUCUGUUCAGAGAGCCUCUCAAAGCCCAGCAUCUCCAUGAAUCCUGCUGGUGAGGUUACCUGGGGUCAGGACGUCAGCAUCACUUGUUCCAUCUCUAUUCAGGUUAAUUUAGACGGAACAUUCCUCCUGCAGCAGACCUCAGGCUCAUUCAGAAAGAACCAAACAUCAAGUACCAACUCUGCUACCUUCAUUAUACCUAAAGUGAACUUUGAUAACGAAGGAUCGUACCAGUGUCAUGUUUCAAGACGAGACUUCAGCUCCCCUUUAAGUGACUCUGUCAGACUCUCUGUUACUGUAAGUCUUCCAAAGCCCAGCAUCUCCAUGAAACCUGCUGGUGAGGUUACCUGGGGUCAGGACGUCAGCAUCACUUGUUCCAUCUCAACUCAGCAUUUAGGUGGAACAUUCAUCCUGCAGCAGACCUCAGGCUCAUUCAGAAAGACCCAAACAUCAAGUACCAACUCUGCUACCUUCAUUAUACCUAAAGUGAACUUUGAUAACGAAGGAUCGUACCAGUGUCAGUAUCAGACAAGUGUUUCAAGACGAGACUUCAGCUCCCCUUUAAGUGACUCUGUCAGACUCUCUGUUACUGUGAGACUUCCAAAGCCCAGCAUCUCCAUGAAUCCUGCUGGUGAGGUUACCUGGGGUCAGGACGUCAGCAUCACUUGUUUGAUCUCAACUCAGCAUUUAGGUGGAACAUUCAUCCUGCAGCAGACCUCAGGCUCAUUCAGAAAGACCAAAACAUCAAGUACCAACUCUGCUACCCUCAUUAUACCUAAAGUGAACUUUGAUAACGAAGGAUCGUACCAGUGUCAGUAUCAGACAAGUGUUUCAAGACGAGACUUCAGCUCCCCUUUAAGUGACUCUGUCAGACUCUCUGUUACUGUGAGACUUCCAAAGCCCAGCAUCUCCAUGAAUCCUUCUGGUGAGGUUACCUGGGGUCAGGACGUCAGCAUCACUUGUUUGAUCUCAACUCAGCAUUUAGGUGGAACAUUCAUCCUGCAGCAGACCUCAGGCUCAUUCAGAAAGACCCAAACAUCAAGUACCAACUCUGCUACCUUCAUUAUACCUAAAGUGAACUUGGAUAACGAAGGAUCGUACCAGUGUCAGUAUCAGACAAGUGUUUCAAGACGAGACUUCAGCUCCCCUUUAAGUGACUCUGUCAGACUCUCUGUUACUGUGAGACUGCAGCCGCCCAGCAUCUCCCUGACGUCCCCUAACAGAGGUUCAGAGGUCACCAGGGGUGACAGCUUUGUCUUCACCUGCUCCACUUCCUCCCACUAUCCCACUGGUGUUUUCUUCCUCAUCUUCUCUGGCUCCAACAUCACUGACCCCAAGCCAGCAGUCAACCACUCAGCCUCCUUUAACUUCCCUGCUGCUGAGUACGAACACCAGGGCAACUACAGCUGUGUGUAUGAAGUCACAUGGUCUACACGGAAAUACACUUCUCCCAUGGCUGCACCAGUUAGUGUCCUCAUCAAAAUGCCUAUGUUACCGCUGGUCUCCUCAGUAGCAGGUGGGGGUCUGCUGCUGUUCCUGCUGGUCUUGGUGGUGGUCUGUCUGGUUGUCGGAAGAAGACGACGAGCCAAGCAGCCUGGAACCAUCUUCCAAACUCAAUUGUCUGUCAGAGGCAGUAACGAUUAUGAAGAUGACGAGGAUGAGGAGGAGGAGGAGAAGGAAUGUUGACCCUGUACACACCAAUGGGAAACUCAAAGAGGAAGCUGAGAGAAGGGAAGAAGAGGAGAGUGAUGAUGAUCAUGAUUAUGAGGAAGCGGGCCCCGAUGCAAAUUCUAUAAAGGCCACAGUGGUCUGUUUCAGUGUUAAGGACAUCAGAGAAGAAGAACAACAACAAGCAGAAGAAGAAGAAGAUGUAUGUAGAUUAAAUGUGUUGGGGUCACGAAGGAUCAGGUUUGGUUAUUGGCUGAAUCUCAGAGAUAUUCUAGAAAUAUUAAUAAAAUUAUUAAAAUCAAAA